GUUAUGAUGAAAUAUAGAAUCACAAAUCACGCGAUCAAUGUCGUUAAUUUGUAUGUUUCAAUAAAUAGAAUGAUUAAUUAGACAAUUUAUCUUAUAAUGGCUUCUGUGCAUGGCUAGACACCUUCAUUUUUUCCAAAUUAAGCAAGUGCAAGAAUGUGAAAAUUUUUGACAUUCAGUAAAGAUCGAAUGGCCGAACGUACACCGAUAAGAUCAGGGAAUUUUUCUCUAUAAGGUGGUAUAUUUAACUUGUUAAUUUAACCAGAAGAGGACAAAUCCUAGUCUGGAAUUUUUCAAAUAUUUAGACUGCUGCGCUUUACGUCAUAGAGAGUAGUCGAGCCCAAAUAGGCAAGAUUUCGAAGAAAGAACUCUCAUACCUUGGAAAUAAACUACCAUCAAUAAAAUACACAUGCUUUUACGCGUUGAUCCUGCAGACAACUUACCACCAGUCAUUUACCAACUUGCGUUCAGUCACAGUGUCGCCUAUCCUAGCAGCUGGCUUGUUAGAUCUUUAGAGGCUCAAUCACUCGCACUUGAACACAACAAACCAAAUGUAGCAGACAAGUCAUCUUGGUUGAUUCACUUGGUAAAUCAAGUUUGUUUCGACUUAGCGGCAAAAUCAGUUAGAGUUGAAUUAACAGAGGAGGCAUACCACGAGCCAAUCCACAUCGCACUUAGUGAUGAUAGCUUUGAAAAAGUUUCAUCCAUCGUCAGGGACGUACAAGACGCAUGUGCUUUAGCACGCGAGGAGCAAGAACAAGCCCACGAGUUUAAGAACCGCUCCUUGGAACUCUCAAGAAGUUCAUCUAGAAGCUCGACUGACUCCAACCAGUCAAACAACUUCAUCGCGUCAGUGUUCUCAAUCUUUUCAUCUGGACGUAGCGACGCCAGCAUCUCACCACCACCUUCACCAUCACCAUCUAACGAAAGUGGUAAGAUCAAUAACACUCAAUCACCUUCACGUGUAUUGCGCUCCAGAGCACGUGCUAAGCUUGCGGAUGCUUUCAGAAGAUACGUCUUGCCAGCACUCAAAGCUCAGCUCGUUGGUGUCGCAGAGGAGUUACCAGAAGGUAGAUCAAACGUUGACUACUACGAGUUCCUUGCUCAAGCAAAGAUCACCGCACAUGAGCGUGAAGUAGCAAAGUGUAUCGUUGAAGGAAAGCUCAUCCAACAUCAAAUUGAGACAAUCGGUGAUAACUCUCACCGUUCACGUAAAGGUGCACUCGCAGUUUUACAAGAGAGUUUAAUUUCAAACAAUCAAGCACCUUCACUUCGUCAAUUGAAAGCACAAGCUGAUGCACUCAACAAGCGCCGUGUAAAGUUGGAAAACAAGACUAUGUCACUUAAGAGCACCCUUGAGAAUCUUCAGCAAUAUACAGCAAAGCGCGAAGCUAUUUCAAAAGAACACGCUGCUGAAUUAGAAGCAGCUUCAUUGCGUAGAAAUGGUUUAUUGAUGGCUUCACAAGUCGCUCCAAAGCCAACUUCAUUCGCUCCACGCCGUUCUUCACCAUUGAAGGAAGUUUUAGUUGGAUAAACUAGCUGUCCUUGAAUUUAGUUUUAAAAUCCCACUCUUCUGCUUUCUUUUAGCAAAAGACAGGUAGAUUUUGAUCUUACAAGUUCAAAACACCUAAUCAGUCUACAAUAAUUUGCGUUGAUAGUGUUUAUUCUUUAAUAACCGUUCCGCAUUUAUUGAUUGAACGUCAGGCCCUUGUCAAAUUUAGUGUCACUCGUUUUAACUUUAUUUCUUUCAACUUUUGACAAGCGUUGAUCUUGACUUUAUUCGUAUUCCUCUGGUUGAUUUGUUCCCAUUGGCUUCGCUUACGAAUAUCUUAGUAUUUUAUACUAACCUUCUUUGGUUUUUUUUUUUAUAUUUAUUUUACACAACAUUGUCUAUCCUUAUUUAUGUUUUCUUUUUCUUUUUAACUU
Wallemia mellicola CBS 633.66 is the source of this 1923-nucleotide messenger RNA. RefSeq lists its product as hypothetical. The transcript is spliced from 2 exons. The record is from RefSeq and is a predicted model, not a curated record. Bases 407 to 1531 code for a protein of 374 amino acids. NCBI's taxonomy places the organism in Eukaryota, Fungi, Basidiomycota, Wallemiomycetes, Wallemiales, Wallemiaceae.